This is a messenger RNA of Erigeron canadensis, 8102 nucleotides long. RefSeq names its product kinesin-like protein KIN-12F. The coding region runs from base 1 to 7821 and encodes 2606 amino acids. The transcript has 36 exons. Gene Ontology annotation, molecular function: ATP binding; microtubule binding; microtubule motor activity. Gene Ontology annotation, biological process: microtubule-based movement. The record is from RefSeq and is a predicted model, not a curated record. Lineage: Eukaryota; Viridiplantae; Streptophyta; Magnoliopsida; Asterales; Asteraceae.
AUGUUGAGAGAUUUUAAAUUUAUGCGUCGAAAUGCGGUAAAAAGCCCUAAUUUAGAAGAAGUUGAAAAUGUGCCUGUAAAUGGUAAAGUUAGUGAACAGACAGUACCGAGUUUCGGUACGGAUGGUUUGGCUAGGCCGCCGUUGAAUACGAUUCAGGAGCCUGUGCAAACGCCAAACCCUACUAGUAUAGUUGAUUCGGAAUUAGGGUUUAAGAACACGAAAGUCAAUAGGACACCAACUAAGGUCAAUGGUGGUGUUAAGGGAUUAGAAUCAGGAAUGUCAAUGAAAACACCGGAGAAACAAGGGGGUUUGGGUAAAAACCGAUAUGGUUGGGGUUCAGAAUCAAGACAUGAGGUGAAAAGUGUGAGUGAGAAUGUGUAUACUCCGAGGUCUUGCCGAACAGUAAGAGCUGCAAAUUCGGGUUAUUCCGAGUGUAAUUCUACUCAGAAGACACCUACGAAAAGUGUUAAUAAGCCUCCCAAUCCAGGGAUGUUUCGUGGAGGUAGUUCCAGGCCUCCUGUUGGUGGAAGUGUAUGUGGAAAUGGAAACUAUGGUGUGUUGUCCAGAGGCUUGCAAAAUGCUUGUAAUACUGUUAAUACGGUUGAGGUGCCACAUUUCGAUCUUAAAGAAGAUCCAUCUUUCUGGAUGGAUCAUAAUGUGCAGGUUUUGAUACGAAUUCGUCCACUAAACGAUAUGGAGCUAAGUACUCAAGGUUACAACAGGUGUCUAAAACAAGAGAGUGCACAAUGUCUGAGCUUUGUAGCGCAUCCAGAAACACGGUUUACUUUUGACCAUGUUGCAUGUGAGACGAUCGAUCAGGAAACACUUUUUAGGAUGGUUGGUCUACCGAUGGUGGAAAAUUGCUUGUCAGGUUAUAAUAGUUGUAUCUUUGCGUACGGACAGACAGGAAGCGGAAAGACCCACACAAUGCUUGGUGAAAUAAACGAGCUUGAAAUAAAACCCAGCCCGUAUCGAGGAAUGACACCAAGAAUCUUUGAGUUCUUAUUUGCCAGAAUAAUUGCGGAAGAGGAAAGUCGAGUGGAUGAAAGAUUAACGUACAGCUGCAAGUGUUCAUUUCUAGAGAUAUACAAUGAGCAAAUUACCGAUCUUCUUGAGCCAUCCUCUACAAAUUUGCAACUUCGGGAGGAUGUUAAAAAGGGUGUGUAUGUGGAAAAUCUAACCGAAUUCGAAGUUCACACUGUGGGUGAUAUCCUUAGGCUUCUGAGUCGGGGCUCUUCAAAUAGAAGAGUUGCUGCUACUAAUAUGAACAGGGAAAGCAGUCGCUCCCACAGUGUUUUCACCUGUGUAAUCGAAAGUAGGUGGGAGAAAGAUUCAACUUCCAAUCUACGCUUUGCCAGGCUAAAUUUAGUUGAUCUGGCGGGUUCUGAAAGGCAAAAAACUUCGGGUGCUGAAGGUGAGCGCUUAAAGGAAGCUGCAAGCAUAAACAAAUCGUUAUCUACACUAGGGCAUGUAAUAAUGGUUCUGGUAGAUGGUACUAAUGUGAGGACACGUCACAUUCCGUAUAGAGAUUCAAGACUGACAUUUCUUCUACAGGACUCAUUAGGCGGGAAUUCAAAAACAAUGAUAAUAGCUAAUGUUAGCCCCUCCAUAUGUUCUGCUACAGAAACGUUAAAUACUCUAAAGUUUGCGCAGCGUGCCAAACUUAUUCAAAACAACGCCGUGGUAAAUGAAGAUGCCUCGGGAGAUGUCAUGGCUCUUCAGCACCAGAUCCAACUUUUAAAGGAGGAGGUUGCUGUCCUUAAGAGGCAGAAUGUAUCCAGGUCGUUAACAUUUAGUUCAAAAGUCAUCGAAGAGGCCAGACAAGAACAUGAAAACGAUUAUGAUAACAUGCCUGGAGACGAGAACAAAAUCCUGAGGGUUUCCUCUAAACAGCUAAAAUCUUUAGAGACUUCAUUAACUGGAGCUAUGAGGAGAGAGCAAAUGUCAGAAACAUCUAUCAAACAACUUGAAGCAGAAAUAGAGCAUUUGAAUCGCCUGGUUCGUCAAAGGGAGGAAGAAAACAAGUGUACAAAGAUGAUGUUGAAGUUUAGAGAAGAUAAAAUUAAUAGGAUGGAGUCUCUUGUUGCUGGAUCAAUACCUGCUGACUCUUAUUUGCUUGAAGAGAAUAAUAUGCUCACCGAAGAAGUUCGGAUGCUGCGUUCAAAAGCUGAUAGGAAUCCAGAGGUCACACGCUUUGCAUUGGAGAACAUUAGGCUUCUUGAACAACUUAGAAGAUUUCAAGACUUCGAUAUAGAAGGUGAGAGAGAAAUGUUGCUAAAAGAAGUAUCUGAGCUAAGAGAUCAGUUGGUUUUCUUUUUUAACGAAAAUUCCGAGCAAGAUGAUUGCAUGCAAACGGUUGCUGUUCAUGAAAAGAAAGAAAACAAUUAUCUUCGAUUGGAGCUGAAAAGAAGCCAAGAAGAGUUGGAGAAAUGCAGGCAUAACCUAACUUCUUGCUUAGAGAGAAAUGAAAAGCUCUGUAAGGAGAUUGCGGAUGUGAAUGCUUUACUAAACCAGAAAUCUGCUAUGCAUGACCAGGGUGAUGGUAUUGAGGUCAUAAAGGAACCCAUUUUGGAAGAUUCUUCUGUAUGUGUUCGGUCAUUACAUACAGUCCAAAAGACAUCUGAUUCUCAUGUGGAGCAUCCAGAAGAAGAUAUAAAUAUGCAUUUGGAGGUAUUGGAGGCUCCAGUUGGUGAUCAAUUGUCUCAUGCAGUUCCAAGGAAGAAUGAAACUUCAAUAGAUCCCCUUGAAGAAGUUAUGGAUCUUCAACUGAAAGUAGACAUUCUGGAGAUGACCUUGAAGGAGCAGAGCCUGUCCCAUGGGCAAAUAAAGGAAGCAACUCUAUGCCUAAGAAGGGACUUAAAGUCAACAGAAGAAAUGUGUUUGUUAACAACAAAUCAAUGUAAAGUUCUAAGUGAGGAACUUAAGGAAGCAAAAUCUGUUAUUGAGGCUCUCGAGACUCAACAACUUAUAUCUAUUAAUGAGCUGGAAGAUCUUAGAAACAGUAAUAAUCAAUAUGCUCAAGCACUGCAUGAAAAAGAACUCAAAAUUAUGUCUUUGAAUGAUAAGAUUCUCGAUCAAAUGUCAAUGGACAUGCCUUCAUCUACAAGUGAACAAGACAAGAUGCACAGGAUGCUGGAAUCUCUUGAAAAAGCUAAAAGGACAAAUAAGUUUUACAAAACUGAACGGGAAUUUCACGCUUCGAAUGAAGAAGAUAUGGAUGAAGUGCGAAAACAAGUCGAGGCUGAAACUGCUGAGGUCAUAGUUUCUUUGCAGGAAGAAAUUAGCAGUUUACAGCAACAAGUAGAUGACAGCAGUGUUAAAGAACAAGAGCUUACACGGGAGUUGACACUUUUGCACGAGAGAUUUAGUGUCACGUCUGAAUGCAAUGAAACACUAAGGGAAAGUUUCGAAGAAAAAGAAAGACAAUUAAACGUUUUGACUAGUGAGAUUGAGGAGGUUCUUGUUUCAGGUCACGAGGCACUAGAGAUUGCUUUAAAUGAAUUUCAUGAUGUUACUGUAUGUGGGAAAUUACAGAUGAUCACAAAAAGCAUCUUUGAAAAGGAGUCCCAAAUAAAGGAACUUAAUAUAUGUUUAGAGGAUGCGAAAAACAGAGGUAUUGAAAUGGAGAGCAUGCUGAGGUCGCUAAAAGAGGCAACUUUGGCUAUGUCAGAUGUUCACCAACAAGACUGCGAUGAAAAGGAUAAAGUAAUCUGUCAACUGUCAGCUCAGUUGAGUGAGAAGUGUUCUAUGAUAGUCCAGUUGAAUCUUCUAAUCACUGAAAGGGAGGAGGAAAUAAAAAAGGUGAGUGCUUGUGCAACAGGUGCAUUUGUGAUCGUGAACAGGUUCUCUGAAAUGAAAGAUGGUUAUCUUGAAGCAGUGACACAGAAAGAAACCGAGCUUGAUGAGUUGAAAAAGAUUCAUAUAAUUCAGGCUUGUAGGAGUUCAAGAGAUGUGAGUCGCAGGGAUGAUACCAUUAUUCUUUUGAAGAAAGAGCUUGAGACUGCUAUUGGGAGUCUGAAUGGAGUAAAAGCUGAGAUGGCCAGAUUACGAUCUGAGAAAGAAGUAGUUUUACUUUCUGAGAAGCAAAGUCGCAAAAGUAUGGAAGAUCUUGUUCCACAACUUCUUACAAUACAAUCCGCUGUGGAUAGUUUUGAGAAGCAAAUUGGAGUAGCCAUGUUUUCUUUGGAUCACAAGAUACAGACUUUUGAAGAAAUUUUGCAGGAAUCUUGCAAAUCCUGCAUUUACAAAUGGAAGAUCUGCGAUCUAGAGCUUAUGGAUGCCAAGGUAAAUGCAGCACAGCAAGCAGCAGAAUCUUCUUGUGUCUAUGCCAAAUUUGCAGAGGCGCAGUACACUAUCAAAGAAGCAGAUGUUAUGAUCAACAAGUUGCUAAUUGCAAAUGAAAUGAUGAAGCUAGACAUUGAGACUCUAAAGAAAAAGGAGCUUACUUUAAUAGCUGAGAGGGACAUGAUUUUGCAAGGCUUUGAAACUGAUACCAUGGGAAUGAAAAAUGAAGUGGAAGAACUCGAGGGUAUGAUUUUGCAGAUCCAGUCUUCAGUAGAUGAAGAUCUAAUCCCAAUAACCUUAGACUUCUUAUGCAUGAAGUCUCAAAUUCACGACUCAAGUAAGUUGAUUCAGUCAUGGAUUGAAGACAUAUCGUCAGAGAUAAUUGCAAAAGACUGUGCUGUUUCUGUUCUAAGUGAGUGUCACGUGGGGAUACUUCAGGAAACGGUAACUGGGUUAGAUACAGAAAACGGGCUCCUUCACCACGGCUUAUGUGAAUCGAAUUCUCUAGCUUCACAAUUAAUGGAGCAGAAUUGCAAAUCAAGAAACGAGCUUGAAAUGUGCAGAAAUAUUCAAGGGAAGUUAUUGGAAAAACUCGAGAAUAGUUUUGAUCGCGUGUCAAAGGGAACAGAAGAAACUGGAGCGCUUUUGGUCAAGCUAUCUAAUUUCGAGGAGAAGAUACUAAAUUUAGAGCUUCAGGAGGAAGCAAUGAUGGAGAGAUCAAAUUUUAUAGGAUCUGAACUUUCAGCUCUCGCGAAGGAUGCCAUGGAUAGUGAUGAAGAGAUGAAAGUUCUGGAAGAGAAGUUCUUGGUGAAUUUAUUAGCUAAAGAUGUGGAGCUCAUUACCAUGUCAUCAGAACUAAAAGAAAAGGAUUUGCACUGGAAGGAUCUAGAGACAGAGAAUAAAAUUAUGUGUAUGGUUUUUGAGAAGUUUAAAGAAGAAAUUAUCAUCUGCAAUGUUGAUAUGUGGUUAAAAGGUUACAUCUUGUUGGACAAAGAAGCUGAGGUUGCCUUUCUGCACAAAGAUGUCAAGGAAAAGGGAAGUCAAAUGCUUACACUUGAGAUGUCAUCAUUCAGACUUCAAGAGGAGUUAAAAAUUAAAGAUAUGGAGCUAAGGAAUAUGAGGCUACAUGAGGAGGAGAUAAAGAACAAAUAUUGUGCUAUUUCUCGAGUUUCGGAGGAGAUGAAAUCUGUUCUAAAACAACAUGAAGCUAUUAUUGAUUUGAGCUCAAAAGAGUGUAUUAAUAUGAUGAGUACUCUGGAUAAGAAGAACAACAGAGUGUUCACAUUAUUAAGUGAGAGAACUGUGGUACUAGAAGAAAGCUUUGUAGAAAUAAGUAGAAGCACUGAAAAGAUUAAUACGUUAAUAGAGAAUUUUGAAUGUUUAGAGAAACUUGCUAAAGAGGUAAGUGCUGAGAAUUGUAAUCUUCAAAGUGAGUUGACCAGGAAGGAUGAAGUUCUUGAGGGAUUAUUAUUCGAUCUACGCUUAUUGCAGGAAUCCUCCUCUGAUAAAGUGGAUCAAAAAUAUGAAGUUGAAGAAUUAGAAACCACUUUAGAGGAUCUAGAGAAUGCGCUUGAUGGACAGAUUGUAAAAAACCAAUUCCUUGAAUCUCAACUUAAGGAGAAAGUUACCACAAUCUCCAUGCUCGAGGCAGAAGUUUCAAGAGAAGGUGAAUUGGUAAAAUCACUAUCUUCUGAGAUUCAGAUACUGACCGAAAGUGCCAAAGAUGCCUUGAAAGCAAAAGAGACUACUGAGGUACAGUUGAUUGAGACAAAGAAAGCUAAUGAUAGCUUGGAAAUCGAGUUGGCUCAUCUGGAACCUACUCUUGUCGAAAUGAGAACAUUGGUUGAAUCAAGAACAAGUGAUUUGAAUAGUGUUAGUAGUAGGAGGGAUGAUCUCCAUACUGAGGUUAUUGAACUAAGAAAGGAGUUAGAGAUGGCGCAAGCCCUUGCUGAGGAAAAUGAGGCAAUUGCAACAGAAGCUAAACAGAUGGCCGAGACGAGUAGAAUGUAUGGUGAAGAGAAGGAAGAAGAGGUUAAACUGUAUGAGAAAUCCAUAGAAGAGCUGGAGUUUAUUGUGAAUGCCCUCGAGAGCCAGGUUGACAUGGUCAAAGCAGAGGCGGAAAGGCAACGUUUGCAACGUGAAGAGCUAGAAUUAGAGUUCCAAGCUUUUAAACAGAAAAUCAAUACCGGAAAAAGUAGUGAUACAGAGAGAGAGAAGUGUCUUCAAGAGGUCUGUAAACGUGUUCAAGUUCUUGAGAAAGAGAUUGCCUCCAGGGAUUCAGAGAUUCUCCAACAUAAAUCUCACAUCACCGAACUUAAUCUGCACGCUGAAGCUCAAGCAAGAGAGUAUAAACAAACAUUCAAGACGUUGGAGGCAAUGGCUGCUGAUCAAGUUAAGUUGGAUGUUUCUGCUCCAUACAUCUCAAAUUCACCAUCAAAGAAACUAGAAAAGAAUGCAUCAAGAUCAAGGGGUUCUGGUUCCCCAUUUAAAUGCAUUGGUAUAGGUUUAGCACAACAAAUGAAGUCCGAGAGGGAUGGGGAGCUUUCUGUUGCAAGACAGAGAAUUGAAGAGCUUGAAGCAUUGGCUGCAAGUCGGCAAAAGGAGAUAUUUGCGCUGAACGCAAAAUUGGCCAUGUCGGGGAGCAUGACACAUGAUGUGUUACGUGAUCUAUUGGGCAUUAAGUUGGAUAUGACUACUUACUCGUCCUUAGUAAAUGGCCACCAUAUCGAGGAAGUAAAUGAAAAGGCCCAGCUUCAUAAUGUUGAAGUACAGUGCAAGGAAGAGGAAGUGAUUAAGAUCAAGCAGCAGUUAAAUGAGCUGGUCAUGGAACGCAAAGGGUGGCUGGAGGAAAUUGAAAGAAAACAGGCAGAGAUGAUUGCAGCACAAGUUGCAUUGGAACAACUCCGUCAAAGAGAUCAUUUACUGUCAACAGAAAAUGAAAUGUUCAAGACUGAAAUUUCUAAUCACAAGAUGAAGGUCUUCGAGCUUGAGACUCAAGUAGCCAAGUUAUCGGGCCAGCAAAAUCUUCAACAAAGAAUUCACCAUCAUACCAAAAUCAAAGAGGAGAACAAUUUUUUGAAAAAUGAGAAUGAAGAACUGAGUCGUAAACUGAGAAGAGUUGAUGCUAUCCUUUGCCAUGUUCAGGAAGAGUAUGCUAAUUUACGUGCAGCCUGUGGGAAGAACUCCUAUUAUGUGGAAACUGGGCUACAAGUGGAUGAAAAACUUAGGGAAACUGAAGACGAGAGGGAUCGACUAGCACAAAAGCUGUCUGCCUUAUGCACCAACAUUUUAAAGGCAGCUGGAGUAACAGCACAGCCAUCAGAUGUUACUGUAUUCAGGGCUGAAGAAGCAUUGGAACAGUUCCAGAAUCGUGUGGCCACCCUCGAAAGAGAAUUAAAAAAUCUGCAAUAUAAGAAUAGAAUCAACAAUGAACGAGCACGGUUAUCUGAAAUCAUGCCAACAAUGACUGAUGAAAACCGACAAACCAGCAAUAGAUCAUCAACUCGAAGUCCAUUUCUUUCUACUUUAGAUCGAUGAAAGCUCAUUUGGCACUUCACAUUCAUGACUCCUUGAAACAAAUUUUGCGUCUCGAUGACCAUAUGUGGUUAUGUUGUAUAGUUAUGGUAAAAAGCUGGGAUCCAUAGUUUUUCUUGGCAUUAUUAGUGUCAAGGAUGAAUCAUUUUUACAUUUUGUAUAGUGCCCUAUAUACCCGUAUCAUAUCAGAAGAAAUAUGUAUAUAGCUCUAAAACAUUUGUAUUCAAGUUGAUAUUUGAAGUUGUAAUUAAAUACUAUUAUAUUAUCAACAUUUGCAUCCAUCA